This is a messenger RNA of Ipomoea nil (Japanese morning glory), 999 nucleotides long. RefSeq lists its product as uncharacterized. The record is from RefSeq and is a predicted model, not a curated record. The coding region runs from base 1 to 999 and encodes 332 amino acids. The transcript has a single exon. Lineage: Eukaryota; Viridiplantae; Streptophyta; Magnoliopsida; Solanales; Convolvulaceae.
AUGGAUAUCAACCAGUUAGAAAGACAAUGCGCUGAUCUGUCGCUCGCGACGGAGGAAGCGGGCGGCCUGGAAGCCCCGGAAUCGCAGACGAUGCCGGAUGAAACGAUCCAGAACAAUCUGAUCGGCCGAUUUCUAACUAAUCGCCCGAUCCGGUUCGACCACAUGCAACACACAAUGGCUUCGGUGUGGCGCCCAGUGAUGGGUAUGUUCGACAUUCCUCUAGCGGAUGAUUUGUUCUUAUUUCAAUUCCCUCACCCGAGGGACCUGCAGAGGGUGAUCGACGAUGGACCAUGGUCAUUCGACAAUUAUCUACUGCUCUGUGAACCGGUUCCGCCAGGGAUCCGACCAGAGGAAAUCGAAUUGAAUUCGGCUCUGUACUGGGUUCAAAUACACGGGCUACCGUCGAUGUUCGCAUCGCAGGAAUUUUUAGCAAAAAUAGGAGAUUAUGUGGGCUCUUAUGUUGUGGCGGAUCCACAUAAUUUCGGGGGUAAUUGGAAGAGCCAUUACAGAAUCCGGGUGCGCAUGACCAUGACAACGCCUCUUAAACGCCGGAUGAAAUUAUUGCGAAGGGACGGCUCCUCACAAUGGAUUACGUUCAAAUACGAACGCCUCGGUACUUUCUGCUACUGCUGUGGGGUUAUGGGACACUCAGACAAAUUUUGCAAAACAGUCUACGAGGAAGGCAUAUUGCCGGAGGCUUUUCCCUUCGGUACUUGGAUGCGCGCAGGUCCGCGGAGGCAGGUGAAACCAGUCGGGGCUAAGUGGCUCCUAUCAUCAUCGACUCCGGCUGAGCCCACGAUGAAUACUCUGGCAGCCGGCCCGCCACCGGCCAUGAUUGUGGCGAUGGAAAAUACUGCGGGGCUCCAAGGAGAUCUGAAACGCCGACGUGAAGAGGAUGAGGCAGUCGGAACAAAGAGUGAUAUCGAUGUGCUGAUGACUGAUACGCUUAAACAGAAGGAAACGGUGAGUCUAGACGGCCAGGCUCGCAGGGAACAAUGA